This is a messenger RNA of Debaryomyces fabryi, 810 nucleotides long. RefSeq lists its product as uncharacterized. The record is from RefSeq and is a predicted model, not a curated record. NCBI's taxonomy places the organism in Eukaryota, Fungi, Ascomycota, Pichiomycetes, Serinales, Debaryomycetaceae. The transcript has a single exon. The coding region runs from base 1 to 810 and encodes 269 amino acids.
AUGUCAAUAUCUACAGGUGACAAAUAUCAUUCAAAAGCGGAAACUAUUCCAAAUACGCUCCGCUACAGAAAUAUCAGGAUACUUGUUGUCGAAGAUACAAAGAAAGCCGCAAAGACUUUAUUCAAAUCAUUUAGAGAGGAUGCUUUGGCAAAUUUACUAGUAUCGCAUGUCGAAGAUCAAAAUGAGAAAGAUAUAUUAGAGUUAACACUAUAUGAGGCAUACGUGAAGCAGCAUAUUUUGAAAGGAAUUGUGUUAGGAAUCAACGAGACAGAUGCCGGUUUUGAGACUGUUGGUGUAUGGUCCACUCCUGACUCGUUGAAGGCAGGUUUAGAUUCAUUUUCAAAUUUGAUGGAAGCAGGUUAUGGCAGAUUAUGGGAAAUCAAUAACGAAGAAGGUCGCCAGAGAAUAUUUAAUGGAAUGUUACCAUUAUUACACGAUACAUGUGAAAGAAUAUUAGAAACAGACUCCAGGUUUAGAAACAAAGGUGUUUACACACUAGUAUACUUAGGAUCAUUAGAGAGUGCUCGGGGAAAGGGAAAUGUAAGAUUAAUGUUCGAUUAUAUGUUUGAAAACUAUAUUGAUAAGUCACCAAAUAAUGUAUCAUAUUUGGAAAGCUCAAGCAAAAGCAAUAUUCCCAUUUAUGAUAAAUUCGGAUUCAAAUUUUACGAGGAUAUAAUGCUAGGUUCUAAAGAAUCCGAAAACAGCAUCGAGGGCAAAGAUUAUGCAAUAAUGAAUGUAAUGAUUCGGGGGUCAUCGGGCCAUGACUGGACUCAAGAUGAAAAUACAGGUAGUACACAAGCUAAAUUGUAA